Molecule: messenger RNA, 168 nt
Organism: Chondrus crispus (carragheen)
Lineage: Eukaryota; Rhodophyta; Florideophyceae; Gigartinales; Gigartinaceae
Exons: 1
Coding region: 1-168 (55 amino acids)
Source: RefSeq, a predicted model, not a curated record
AUGUUGAGCAAAGGGCCUCACAAGGAAAAUUCGGGGAGAUAUGAGCUGAUGAGGAGGCGACGAGGAGCCCCGACGCGCCCAGUGCUCCAGAUUGCGCGCACGUUGGACGAUGAUUUGUCUGAGAAACUGAAGCGGCGUGGCCGACUGGCGCAGGAUUUGAGGAUGUGA